AUGCCGGAACAUUAUAUCAAAAAUACCUUAGACACUGGUCCAAAGCGUGAAUUCAACAACUCUACCAAAGCGCCUUUCUUCCACCCUGGCUUCGAAUCUAAGCUACAGAGCGUGAUCAAAGAAAGCUAUGAAGCAGGAGCAGGUGGACAGCCUUCGGCUGCCAUUAUCAAUGAGGUGUCCGACAUUGUGGCUAAAAGCCUCGCCGCAUACGUAAUGGACCAGUCCUCAUAUAAUAUUAUCGACAUCGAGGCCCGCCUCUCGCUGUCCCGUGAGCAAGCGCGCUCACUGACGGACGUCCUGGCUGAGAAGCUGCCUAUUGAGGAAGCUAUUGCACGCCUCCUGAAGGAUUAUGCCGAGCAUCUUGCUCGGGAAGCAAAACACAAUGAAUUCUCGAAUUUCCUUGCGGCUCAACGGGAAGAGGAAGCUCGCAGAGUAUUUGCUUCUCUACUCCAAGUCACAACCGAGGACAAGAUCAAAGAGUUUGGAGAUUCCUUCGCUGAGUCAUCGCACCAAGCCCGAAAUAACGCCAUAGUUCAUCUGAACAAGCUCAGAGACAAUGGCAUUUUUGACGAAAAGUUAGUGAUGGACUUUCGAAAGGUCUUGAAAAGUGACAAGGAGACUUAUCUGUUCGCCGAUUACUUUGGCAAGAUUGACCUAGCCACGGUUGCCAGCACCGGUAGCGGUCCUAACCUUCAGACUAUUCUUGAGACGAUAGGAGACGCAAGUGUUGUGCGUGACAUACUUUUCCGUGCUCUGAGGUCAGAUUUGCGAUAG
Molecule: messenger RNA, 774 nt
Organism: Aspergillus pseudonomiae
Lineage: Eukaryota; Fungi; Ascomycota; Eurotiomycetes; Eurotiales; Aspergillaceae
Exons: 2
Coding region: 1-774 (257 amino acids)
Source: RefSeq, a predicted model, not a curated record